AUGGAUUCUGUUUUUAUGAAUACAGUAACCCACUUGGAGUUGCCUACCUACGUUGAUGUGUUAGAAAGAGCUGUUAUUGCAGAAGGCAAUAUUGCCGCUCAUACUCGAAUUUCUGAAUGGAAAGAAAAAAUACAGAACAACCAAUGGUUUAAGGGGGCAAUUACUCCGCCAAACAAGAAGCAAAAUUCAGGGACCUCUAGCACUACCACUUCUACUCACAAUUCCGCUCCUGUGUGUCCAGAAUGUGGAUGGAGGCAUCGUGGCAUUUGUCACCGACUGUCUGGAGCAUGCUUCCGAUGUGGUAAAACGGGUCAUUUGAUAAAAGAUUGUCUGCAAAGGAAUCAACAAAACGGUAAUAAGGCUGCCACAAGUUCAGCGGGGUCUACACCAGCUCCUAAUGCAAAGACAACUGCUAAACCUAUUAACAACAAGGAUACGGCGAGGCAAGGUAGGGUAUUUGCGUUGGUUCCAGGAGAUGUUCGGAGUGCAGCAACAGUGGUGUCAGAUAAACCUGAAGAAGAAUUGACUUAUGUGUUGUGCGUAUCUUCACCUAUGGGAAAAUCUAUGCUCUGUACCUCUCUACUUUCUGCUUGUGAACUUCUAAUUGGGGAUGUUCGUGUAUAUGCUAAUCUAUUACCUCUUGAUAUGAACUUGUUUGACAUUAUUCUGGGAAUGGAUUGGCUGGGUGAAUAUGGGGCCACCAUAGACUGUCUAACUAAACAGAUCAGCUUCCAUCCUCCGGGGCAAUCGGAAUCCACUUUUCAAGGAUAUGGGGUGACUUCUCCACCGUAUCUGAUUUCUGCGGCAAGGGCGUGUAGAUUAAUCCAGAAGGGAUGCCGGGGGUAUUUGUGUAGUGUAUUGGAAGGGCAAGCACUGAAUGAGAACACUGAUAAGAUUCCAGUUGUUUGUGAGUUUCCAGAUGUUUUUCCAAAAGAAUUGCCAGGAGAGUUAGUGGAUCGUGAAAUUUAG
Camellia sinensis is the source of this 969-nucleotide messenger RNA. Lineage: Eukaryota; Viridiplantae; Streptophyta; Magnoliopsida; Ericales; Theaceae. The record is from RefSeq and is a predicted model, not a curated record.